AUGAGCAACCAUGAUCUAGAGUCUGGCCAAUAUGCCAAUGGCCUGCACAAGGUCGACAGUGAGGCCAGAAACAACUCGCUCACACAGACUGUAACAUUGUCGCCGGAGCAGUUUGAGCGCAUCUAUCUCGGCCCGAAAGGCGAGACGGCUGGCGACUUGCGCAAGCGUUUCGCUAACCCGACGCCAAUUGCCAUCUGUGGCUUUGCUGUUGGCCUGCUUCCAUUAUCUGUUGAGUUCAUGGGCUGGAGAGCCUCAGGUGGCACAUUUGGCACCGCGACGACAACCUGCAGUAUCUGGUUUGGCGGGCUUCUUCUCAUUAUCGGCGGCAUUGGCGAAUUCCUCUUGGGCAACUCGUUCCCGUGUCUCGUCUUCUUUGGCUACGCUGCCCACUUUCUGACCUUUGCUACGACCUUUAUGCCGUUUUACGGCGCUGUUGCGUGGAACGCAGUGGAACCUGGCAAUGCGUUUGAGCCUGGUCCCAAGUUCAGUGCUGGAUUCGGCUUCUAUCCAUUGGCACUCGGAAUGCUGUCGCUCGUCUUCCUGCUCGGUUCGCUACGCACCAACCUUGUCUUUGUCAUGAUCUUUGUCUGCGCCAUCCUUGGCUUCUCUUUUGCUAGUGCUGGUCUCUUCUAUGGUGCGGCAGGAAACAUGGCGUCGAGCGAGAUGUUUGUCAAGGCGACCGGUGGUGCCUUUUUUGCAGCCGACAUGCUGGGCUGGUACUUGCUCUUCGCCAUUGUCAUCGCCAUCAUGGAGCUGCCUGUUCCCGACCUCCCCGUGUUCGACCUAUCGAAUGUGAUCAAGGCCAGAUCCCGAGCCAAGCAAGAGUAG
[Torrubiella] hemipterigena is the source of this 828-nucleotide messenger RNA. Lineage: Eukaryota; Fungi; Ascomycota; Sordariomycetes; Hypocreales; Clavicipitaceae. The record is from the annotation of a GenBank genome assembly.